AUGGCAAUGGUCGCACAGAACAAUUUGCUGCUCAAGGCAGCUUCUAAGCAACUCUGCAAGGCUUUCGGCAUCAGACUCGUAAAAGACACCCAGAUCGUCCAAUUAGCCAAGAAUGCUUCCUUUGACGCCCUCUUCAUUGAUUUAGAGCACUCGACACUCUCCCUCGAAGAUGCGGGCAACCUCUGCCGGACCGGCUUGCAGCUUGGCAUCACUCCGUUUGUGCGAGUCCCCUGGAAGUGUGGGGACGGGUUCGUCCAGCGUGUGUUAGACGCCGGGGCCAUGGGCGUUGUGUUUCCGCAUAUACAGUCACAGAGUGAUGCCGAGCAAGCGGUUGCAAUUUCAAAAUACCCUCCAUUCGGAAGACGGUCAAUGACGGGGUCUUUGCCCACGUUCGGACUCAGGAAAACACCCGCCAGUACAAUCAUGGCCGAAAGCAACGCCAAUUUAUCCUCGGUGCUCCUGAUGGUGGAAACCAAAGAGUGUGUAGCCAACAUUGAUGCCAUUGCGUCGGUAAAAGGCGUAGAUGUCCUUCUCGUCGGUUCAAAUGACCUGUCUCUCGAGCUAGGAGUGCCUGGGGAAUACAAAAGUAGAGAGUUUCAAUCGGCACUGGAGACAAUCAGUCAGGCGUGCAAAAAGCACGGCAAGAUGCUCGGAUUUGCGGGCGUCUAUGAAAAUCGCGAGCUGCAAGAAUGGGCGAUUCAGAAGCUGGGUGCUGGUUUCAUUCUCGGACAGCAGGAUUCGGGGCUUCUGGCCAGAGCGUCUGUGGAAGUGGUGAAUGCUCUGGAGGCGAUUGAGGGCAGACAAUGA
Messenger RNA from Pestalotiopsis fici W106-1, 807 nucleotides. RefSeq lists its product as uncharacterized. Gene Ontology annotation, molecular function: aldehyde-lyase activity. Bases 1 to 807 code for a protein of 268 amino acids. The record is from RefSeq and is a predicted model, not a curated record. NCBI's taxonomy places the organism in Eukaryota, Fungi, Ascomycota, Sordariomycetes, Amphisphaeriales, Sporocadaceae. The transcript has 3 exons. Gene Ontology annotation, cellular component: cytoplasm.